Molecule: messenger RNA, 1125 nt
Organism: Talaromyces proteolyticus
Lineage: Eukaryota; Fungi; Ascomycota; Eurotiomycetes; Eurotiales; Trichocomaceae
Exons: 5
Coding region: 1-1125 (374 amino acids)
Source: RefSeq, a predicted model, not a curated record
AUGCAUACACUAAGGUCCUAUCGAGUAACAUUUUCGAUACAACCGGAGAAACUCGCUCUUCUUGAGAAACGAUCACGAAACCCAAAUCGCAAUGCACGCAGGGAAAUGACAUUCGAUGCGUACUGCGAGCGCGAUAAGGAAGAACUGGUUAAAUGCAGGGACAAGAAUUUGCAUCUGCCCUGGGAGGAGUUUCAUCAAACAUUCUACCCAUUCCUCUCUAUUCGGGAUCUAAAGUUUAUAUACGGUGUAUGUACCUGCCCUCUCAAAGUAGCAGUGCACGCUGCGGUUCGGGAACUAAACGAGAGGAGAUAUGGACCCUAUGCGGCAAACUUCAACGAGAGAAGGAUUAUCUAUGAAAGCUCCGCGGCUCCAGAGGACGAUUUGCCUUGUCCCGAAAGUAUCAGCGCUUCAGACUCCAACCAAGUACUCCAGUCAACAAUCGAAACCCCCCGUAUUCCGUGUCGUGACAUACUCAAGCAUGGGGAUUCUCAGCUGUCACAUGUUUCUAUCCCAGAAAAUAACGAAGAGCUAGAUAACUCAGGGUCCUCUGCUUCCAGACACGACUCGCAACGCCAAUCCGCCAAUGCAACUCCAGGCCAUUUCUCCAAUUGCCUACCCUCGUCUAAUUCCGUGAGAGCUGCUUCAUCGGUUCUCAGCUUAGCGGUACCAGGCCAGGAAGAAAAUGCAAUCACGCAGAUUAUCUCGCCUGAAGCCUAUAAGCGGGACGAUUCCAAAGAAAUUAAGAUUUCCACGUACGACUUGGUAGAACGGCUCUCUACGGGCUGGGCAGCGAAAAACAAUAAUGGUGCGGUGCGUCAAAGGUGUGAGGAAGUACGUUCUGAAGCGAGGAUGUCUCUCGCACUUAGCCUCGUUUCCAAAAUGGCCGAUGACGCCAGACGGGACCUAGAGGCAGCAGGACACAAAUUGCAGCGGGCAGAGGAUGUCGAGGCCUCCGCACAGAAAGCACUUGCGGAAAGAGAUGCAAAUAUCAUGGUCUUGCACGACGAGAUCAAUGGUUUGAAAGAGCAACUUGAAGAUUCUGAGGAAUGUAAUAGGCAAUUGAAAGAGGCUAAUGUGUCGAUGAGGGAGAAAUUAUCUAGCAUUCAAGCUGUUUUCACUAGGUAA